GAAGACUGCUCAUCUUCUGUUUUCCUCUUCUCAGAAAGUUGACCACCGCAAACAUCAUGAGAAAGUCAUAUUCAAUCUCUGGCUCUGGCAGCAGCAUCAGGAGGUCCUUUGCACCAAAUAGCAGCUACUCUGUAAACAGAUCCAGUUAUGGUGCUGGAGCUGGAGCUGGAGCUGGAGCUGGAGCUGGUGGUUUUGGUUCUGGUAUGUCUUCAAUGGGUGGUAGUUAUGGAUUUAGUUCUAGCCAAGCAGGCGGCUACAUUGCUCCACAGAUUACCGCUGUCCAAGUCAACCAGAGCCUGCUGGCCCCUCUGAAUCUGGAUAUUGACCCAUCCAUCCAGGUUGUCCGCACCCAGGAGAAGGAGCAGAUCAAGACCCUCAACAACCGCUUCGCCUCCUUCAUCGACAAGGUUCGUUUCCUGGAGCAGCAGAACAAGAUGCUGGAGACCAAAUGGAGCCUCCUGCAGGACCAGACCACCACCCGCUCCAACAUUGAGGGCAUGUUCGAGGCCUACAUUGCCAACCUGCGCAGACAGUUCGACGGGCUUGGCAAUGAGAAGGGCAAGCUGGAGGGAGAGCUGAGAAACAUGCAGGGCCUGGUUGAGGACUUCAAGAGGAAGUAUGAAGAUGAAAUCAACAAACGUGCAGCUGCAGAGAACGAGUUUGUGAUCCUGAAGAAGGAUGUUGAUGCAGCCUACAUGAACAAGGUGGAGUUAGAGGCCAAAGCUGAUGCUCUUCAGGAUGAGAUCAACUUCCUCAGGGCCGUCUAUGAGGCUGAGCUUCGUGAACUGCAGGGCCAGAUCAAGGACACCUCUGUCGUCGUGGAGAUGGACAACAGCCGUAACCUGGACAUGGACUCUAUUGUGGCUGAAGUGCGUGCUCAGUAUGAGGACAUUGCCAACCGCAGCAAGGCUGAAGCAGAGACCUGGUACAAACAGAAGUAUGAGGAGAUGCAGAGCUCUGCCGGACAGUACGGUGAGGACCUGCGCUCAACCAAGACUGAGAUUUCUGAGCUGAAUCGCAUGAUCGCCCGUCUUCAGAAUGAGAUUGAGGCUGUCAAGGGACAGAGGGCCAGCCUGGAGGCUCAGAUCGCAGAGGCGGAGGAGCGUGGUGAGCUGGCAGUGAAGGAUGCCAAGCUCCGCAUCAGGGACCUGGAGGAUGCUCUGCAGAGAGCCAAGCAGGACAUGGCUCGCCAGGUGCGUGAGUACCAGGAGCUGAUGAAUGUCAAGCUGGCCCUGGACAUCGAAAUUGCCACCUACAGGAAACUGCUGGAAGGAGAGGAGAGCAGACUGGCCAGCGGAGGUUCAAAUGCAACCAUCCAUGUGCAGCAGACAUCUGGAGGUGGUGGAUAUUCCAACUCCAGCGCCAGUGGUGGAUUCGGCUAUGGUGGUGGCAGCAGCUAUGGUGGUGGCAGCAGCUAUGGUGGUGGCAGCAGCUUCGGUGGCAGCAGCUUGUCUGGUGGUUAUGGUGGUUCUGUUACCAAGUCCACAGUCUCAUCAACCAGUUCCAGGAGAUAUUAAAAAGGAGAGCCGUCCCUCAUCCCCUUCAGAAACCCUUGAGUUUGAUCUAAAUCUGUACCCACUCAUGGUGCUAUGCAAUAUUGUUAAGCAUGAUCAACAAUACAGCUCAAUAAAUUGUGUUACUCUGUUCUGUUUAACAUCAUUCAACAAGAGUUUCUGAAGGUAAACACGACCUUAGACAAACAUCUUUCUUCACUGACAUGUAACAAAUAAGAAAAAAGAAAAAAACACAAAGGUUUUGAUGGAGUGUUAAAACUAAGCAAGGGAACAUUUGAACAUCUACUCAAUCUUCGAUAUAAUUUUAUUCACUGUAGUGCUCUGAUAAGUCGUCAUUCCUACAUUUGAGUUGUGUUAUAGGUAAGGGGAGCAAGUCACUGACCAGAUCCGAUCACCAGAGAAAUUCCCAUAAAUGUAAUUUGUUUGACUUUACAUGUUUACAGUUUCAAUUUGAACUGAUUGGCUACUAGCUUGUUCGUCUUACUGUUCUGUCAAAUGGUUCCAUGUUUAGUUUUGCAUUUCCCUUCCUUUAAGAUAAGCUAUGUCGAAACCAGAUUGAUUUAGUAAAAGCCUUCCUACCAACACGACUGAUGAAUGUUGCAGCAAAUUACAUCAAAUGAAUCAAAAAUAAAUA
This is a messenger RNA of Anoplopoma fimbria (sablefish), 2148 nucleotides long. RefSeq names its product intermediate filament protein ON3-like. The transcript has 9 exons. NCBI's taxonomy places the organism in Eukaryota, Metazoa, Chordata, Actinopteri, Perciformes, Anoplopomatidae. Gene Ontology annotation, biological process: intermediate filament organization; keratinization. The record is from RefSeq and is a predicted model, not a curated record. Gene Ontology annotation, cellular component: keratin filament. Gene Ontology annotation, molecular function: structural constituent of skin epidermis. The coding region runs from base 57 to 1517 and encodes 486 amino acids.